Arachis ipaensis is the source of this 1762-nucleotide messenger RNA. The record is from RefSeq and is a predicted model, not a curated record. NCBI's taxonomy places the organism in Eukaryota, Viridiplantae, Streptophyta, Magnoliopsida, Fabales, Fabaceae.
GUUUAUUUAUAAUUUAUUUAUUAUUUUAUUCUAAAACGGUUUUUUCGGUUGAAUCACUGGUUGGACCGGUUGGACCAGUAAACCAGUGAACCAGUGACUAGAACGGUUCGAUGACCGGUCCGGUUUUCAAAGCCUCCAUUACACAAAUCACGUACCUACUCACUCAUACUAUGAGGUUAUUAAACUCCAUUCCAAUCCAUUUGGUGCAGCUCUUCAAGUCUUGAACUCAAAUGGAGUUCUAUUUUGUUUUUGGGCCUAACUGACUUGCUAAGCCCAGCCCAACCCAUCUGAGAAUAAGAUCAAAAAAUUAAAAACGGGACUCAGCUGAGAACAAGAAGUAGUGAGCAACAAAGGAAGGAAAACCGCUUCCUCCCGUGCCGCCGUCGUAGGGGUUGCUUCCGCUCUGUCGUUCUUCCGUCGCUGCCUCUGUUCUAGGUAUUCUGAUAUAACAAGCGCAACAGUGACAAGUUUUUCACCUGAUAACCAACUUAGGAGAAAUUUUUUAAGCAAUAGGUUACACAUCAUGGUUAAUGCCAUUAAAGGAGUUUUCAUUUCCUGUGACAUACCUAUGGCUCAAUAUAUCAUCAAUAUGAAUGCUUCACUUCCUGCAUCUGACAAAUUCAUCAUACAUAUUUUGGAUAGUACCCACAUGUUUGUUCAACCCCAGGUGGAACAAAUGAUAAGAAGUCAAAUUGCCAAGUUUAGAGAGGACAAUACCUAUGUCAAGCCCAAUUGAUUCCAAAAGGGCUUCUAUUUCAUCAUCAUAUCAUGUUAUACCUGCAUUGAACUACAUUGAACAUGUUUACACUUUUUUUUUAAUUGAAUCUGUUAAGGCCCUUUCUUGUAACCAAACUUCUUCAGAGGGAAAUAUGAUGUAUUGUUGUUAAUAUUGAAUUUGUGUGCUUUACACACCAAAGGAACCAUGCACUUUAGAGGUUCCAUCUUCUAUAUGCUUGUUUUUGCUUAUUGUUCUUUCAUGCAUGAUUAAUCUUCAUUGCAGCCAUUUUUUGGCCAAAGAAGAAACCAAACCAUAUAAAUCUUGAUAGGGGUGAGGGCUAAUUCCUUGUGUUUCAAACUUACAAAAAAUGUAAACAUUCUUUUAAAGCUCUCUGCAACUUUUGUGCACUUUGAAUUGUGUUGCAAUUUCCUUUAAAUAGUGAAUGUAUUGAUUCCAAGUAUUGACAUCCGAGUAAAAUCCGAAUAAUAAUCAAAUCAAAUAUUUAAACAGGACUUGGUAUAUUAUAUAGUAAAAUUAAAUACUGUUAUUGAUCACAUAUAGCUCAUACAGCACAACUCCAAAACCUACAAACUACAACAUCACCAUUACUGAGAUUUGGUGCAACAAGAAUAGGUUUAAUAGAUAUGUAGUGCACAUAACAACAGUAUAUUGCUACUAAUUAGUUGCACUAGUUUCCUCAACCUUUGGAGCAUCUUCUGCCACAGCCACUUCCUUUUGUUGAGCUUCUUGGUUAUGAUCAUGAUGAUGGUGAUGGUGGUGGCGGCGACAUGGAUGGUGGCCAGCAUAACAUGCCCUAUGGCAGUGGAAAUUUCUUGCACCUCUACUCAUUAGGGCUCCAAACAUGGUUCCAAAGCCGAAAGCAGCGCCUAGCUUAAGAGGAGUACUCAUAUUAGUUGUAAUAUAUUAAGGGUUCAAGAUGACAAAAAUCUUAUAUGAAAGUGGAAUUUAAUUAACUGAAGUGAAGUGUAUGAUGGUAAAGUGAAACAAAGUAUGAUAUAUAUAAUGAAUGAGUAUUGAGUAUUC